AUGAUUGAAACUGAUCAAAACAAAUUGGAUCCAUCAGCAGAUUUAAUCGUAAAUACAACAGCAUCACCAACAACUAAUUAUAAUCAUAAAUUAGCAUCACAUGAAAAGUUGGCUAAAGAAUUAGCACGAUCAAUACUACUAUGCGAUGAAAUUGCUUUUACAAAAACUAAACUUAGUCAUUGUGUUCCUUUAUGGAAGAGAAAAACAGAUAUUCAUGAAGCAGCUAUUGCACUUUUAUUAAAGAAACGACUCAUUAAACAAUAUGAAAAAGCGGCAACACAAACUACAACUCGUC
This is a messenger RNA of Rotaria sp. Silwood2, 295 nucleotides long. The record is from the annotation of a GenBank genome assembly. Lineage: Eukaryota; Metazoa; Rotifera; Eurotatoria; Philodinida; Philodinidae.